Molecule: messenger RNA, 1390 nt
Organism: Hevea brasiliensis (rubber tree)
Lineage: Eukaryota; Viridiplantae; Streptophyta; Magnoliopsida; Malpighiales; Euphorbiaceae
Exons: 3
Coding region: 395-814 (139 amino acids)
Source: RefSeq, a predicted model, not a curated record
CAUUUUCUUCUCCACUUUUUCUUGAGCAGUUGUAUUUAGUUCUCUCAGCCUCCACUCCAUCUAAGCUAGCAAAAUUGAUUAAACUCUUUAAAGUCUCAAUCUUUUUGCUGCUACUUCUCUAGAAUCACAUCAUUUCUGAUCUGGGUUGUGUUUAAAUUCCGAUUCAGAUGAUUGUUCUCACCAUUUUUUUGCAGUUGCUGCUUUCUUUUGAAAAUCAUUGAUAGAAACGAAAGCCCAUUUGUUUCCUAGGGAAUUUGGUUGUUUCUUGAUUGGAAAAAAUUACAUUCUGAUAAGUGGUUCUUUUUCAGCAAAGACGCAAGUAAUGGAUAUAUGUUAUGAGGAACCUUUAGUUGUUUGAAUUUUUCUUUCAGGCAACUUCAGACAGCUUCAAACAAUGAGAAGGGGCAGAGGAAAAGGGAAGAAGCAGACUGUUAUUGGUUCACAUGAAGAUCCUGCCAGUGCUGAAGAAAAAAUUCCUACCUAUAGAAGAAGAGGAAGGCCAACAAAACCACUGCAGGAUGAUAAUGAAGAAGAAGAAGAAGAAGAAGUUGCAGAAAUAAAAGAAGAUGGCAAGGAUGUGAAAGAUACUAUUUCUUCUAAAGAUGUGAAAAGUCAGGCUGCCAUUGAGAAUGGACAGAAAAGGAAGAGACCUGGACAUACCGAAGAAAAUUCAAAUUCAGUCAAAGAGGAAAAUGGUGUUGGAACAAAGUUGGAUAUUGAUAAUUCAACAGUGAGUAUUGGAUUUCGACAAAAUGGGAGCAGACGAAAAAACAAGCCCAGGAGGGCUGCUGAAGCUGUUGUUGAGUGCAAGUGAACUUCAUUUUUGUUGUUUUAAAGAAGGUUAAGACUCUGAAGAAAUGAAUGUGAAGACUUGGUGAUACAGAAGAGUAAUUUUGCAAGUAACAAUGAUGAUUACAGAAGCUUGUAAUGAAGGUGAGCUUGUGCAACGUAGUGGGUGGAAGGAACUACUAGAACUACAAUUGUAGAUGAAACUGCAAUUGAUACAGACAAUCUCAUCAUCAAAAGAACUACUAGAACUAGACUGAUUUGACAAUCUAUACUGGGUUUAAAUUUGAGAACCACCAAUGGCAUUUGAAGGUAUUUUACUAGGGUUAUCCUUCCAAGCUUGUUUGUGUCAGGUAGCUUGUCUUCUAAAAUGGUUAAUCACUUGCACUGGGGACCAUUAAUUGGCUUAUUGUGAAAGCGAUAGAAGCUACAUAAUGUUGUAAGGCCAUGGGACUGGUUUGCCAUGGCCAACCUGUAUAUGCUUUCCUAAGAGAUUUUUGUCCAAAUUUGCUUUGGUUGAUUUGACUUCUUUCAAACUCAAGAUUUUGUAAGUUGUACAGACGACUCUAACGCUAUUAAACUAAAACAUAAUGAUUUUAUUGAA